UCACACUGAUAUAUUCCAUAUCCAGUAUAUUUUUCUUUUUUGCUGAAAAAAAAAUUGCACUGCCGAAGGGAGACGAGACGGAAACAUGACUGAUAAGGGCAAACUGUCUGUGGCUGUGGUCUGUUCCUCCAACAUGAAUCGUUCCAUGGAGGCGCACAAUUUUCUGGCCAAGAAGGGUUUCAACGUGCGCUCCUAUGGCACCGGCGAACGCGUCAAGCUCCCCGGCAUGGCCUUUGACAAGCCGAAUGUUUACGAGUUCGGUACCAGCUAUGAGGACAUACACCGCGACUUGGAGUCUAAGGACAAGGAGUUCUACACACAAAACGGUCUGCUGCACAUGCUAGAUCGCAAUCGCCGACUCAAAAAGGCCCCGGAACGAUUUCAGGAAACCAAAGAAAAGUUUGAUAUUAUUGUUACUGUAGAGGAGCGUGUCUACGACUUGGUGGUGCUGCACAUGGAAUCCAUGGAUUCAGUCUACAAUCGCCCCGUUCACGUGCUGAACGUCGACGUAGUGGACAAUGCCGAGGAUGCAUUGAUGGGGGCAUUUCUGAUAACAGAUAUGAUUAAUUUACUGGCCAAAUCAAACGAUCUCGAUAAUGAUAUUGAUGAAAUGAUACAGGAAUUUGAAGAACGUCGCAACCGAGUGAUCCUGCACUCGGUUCUCUUUUACUGACGACCGACAUUCAUCAACGGUACUUGUAUUUUUCCUAUCCAUCACCUGCGCUUUAGCUACAUAUACUACAGUCCAUUCGUGAGAAAGGGAGUGAGGAGGAAACAGCAGCAUACCAACUUUAAUAAUGGGAGCCAUAAGAAUUGUACAUACAUAGAUUGAGAGCGAAAGCGAGAUUUAGAUUUAUUUAAACAACAAAUUGACAGAUACUAUACACACAAACACGGACAACAGACAGCCCCAUGCAUAAUUUGACACCGUUGUUGGUUUUUUUUUAAACCGCACUCGCAGCAAGCAUUCUCCAUAGAUACAUAUGUGUGUAUUACAACAAUCAAACAAUACGCCGUAGGGUUAUCGGCUUGAAUACUUUUCCUUUAUGUCAUAUGUUUGUAUGUGUGAGCGUCCAACUUAUUUUUUUAAUGCCAAUAAGGAGUACAGUACUAUCGAUGGUACUUCAACAAUUUUAGCCUAGUUUUAUAUUUUAUUUAUCAUUUGAUACCGAAUUUCCCCAACUGGCAGCUCUGGCUGGGUAACGAUCUGGCUCCCCCUUUUCCACACAAAAAACGCAUGGGACGACGACUAAUACACAUACAAUAUACAAACUCUCACCCAUACACAUCCAUUCUUACGAUUCUCGUACAGUGGAUGCGUGUGUAUGAGUAUGCACAACGGAGAACCGGCAACUGGCCGAGGAGACCAGUAGCGCAUUCAGCCCUAAAGGGUGGGCGGACCAUAGCUUUUUUAUUUAAAGAAAUCUAAAAUUAAAAAUAAAAGUUAGACACCUAAUCGAAUCAGUGUGGCAGUAGACCAUUGUAGACUGGCUGUUAGUUUCAAACAAUCGCCGAAGCCCCACAGUGGGGAGGGGCGGAAACAAUCAAGUUAAAAUAAUAAAAUUAUUAAAAAAGCUGUACACGUAAUAAAUUAUUAUAAAA
Messenger RNA from Drosophila obscura, 1602 nucleotides. It is a transcript of the gene Ssu72, whose product is annotated as RNA polymerase II subunit A C-terminal domain phosphatase SSU72. The coding region runs from base 86 to 673 and encodes 195 amino acids. The transcript is spliced from 3 exons. Gene Ontology annotation, molecular function: RNA polymerase II CTD heptapeptide repeat phosphatase activity. NCBI's taxonomy places the organism in Eukaryota, Metazoa, Arthropoda, Insecta, Diptera, Drosophilidae. Gene Ontology annotation, biological process: termination of RNA polymerase II transcription. The record is from RefSeq and is a predicted model, not a curated record. Gene Ontology annotation, cellular component: nucleus; mRNA cleavage and polyadenylation specificity factor complex.